Salvia splendens (bonfire salvia) is the source of this 612-nucleotide messenger RNA. Its product is annotated as malonyl-coenzyme:anthocyanin 5-O-glucoside-6'''-O-malonyltransferase-like. The record is from RefSeq and is a predicted model, not a curated record. The transcript has a single exon. Lineage: Eukaryota; Viridiplantae; Streptophyta; Magnoliopsida; Lamiales; Lamiaceae. Bases 1 to 612 code for a protein of 203 amino acids.
AUGAAGAAGAUUCCUUUCCAGCCGGCACGGUCGCAUCCCGUGCCGACUAAUAGAGUGAGAGCUUCGUUCAUCCUCCGCCAAUCCCACGUAAAAAGCCUCAAGAUUCGGAUUUCGCCGUCGCUUCGCAUCUCCACCUUCGCGGUUGCUUCGGCGUACAUCUGGACUUCCUUGGCGAAAUGCGGAAGCGGAGGAGGAGGAGACGAGGAUGAGGUGUUCUACUAUCUGGCCGACGGGAGGGGGCGGCGGAACGCGCUGUUUGAUCCUCCCGUGCCGAAGAAUUACUUCGGGAAUUGCUUGGGCGCUGGGGUGGUGAGGCUCGAGAGUAGGAAGCUGGCGGCGGAGGAUGGAUUUGUUGUCGCGGCAAAGGCUAUUGAUGAUGAAAUGAAUAAAAUCUACGACGGAGACGAGUUUCUUAUAAAGCCGGAAAAUCGGCUGCCGAUUGUGUUGUCGAAUUGUAAGGACGUGAGGAUGUUGCUGGCUUCUGGCUCGCCGACAUUCGAGUUCGCGGAGGUGGAUUUUGGACGGCGGUCGACGCGGAAGGUCGAGUUUCUGUCGAUGGACGACAGGACCUACGCAGGGGCGGACGCAAAAAUAUACAUGAGUAGGGGCUAA